UCACGUUAAGUCUAUUUAUUUUUAUUAGAAAAUAUACACACACACAUAUAUAUAUAUAACAUCGUCUGAACGGAUUCUUUCCACUGAACGGAGACGCUCAAAAGGUGACAAAAGCGGGAGAAACCAUGGCAACCGCGGCGGAGACCCCCCUCAAUGAGGACGGGGUGAGGAGGAAAAGGGUGAGGAAGAGGGAGGUGGGAUGUCAGAGCGACUCAGCAGAGACGAGGGACGCUGGCGUCCAGGUGGACCUGCUGAUUCAGCAGAUCGGCUGGACACAUCCAGGGGGGAGUGCUGUGCCGUGGCAGUGUGUUUCUCUUACAUCAGAUGAACCAGGUGAAGAUGCUGCGCUGCCAAACCUACAGGACGUCAAGGUCCAGCUCUGCUCCUCCCACUUACCCAUGAGGCCUCAGGAACCUGGCUCCGCCCCUCAGUCCUCACCUUUAUCCAGCAUACUGUGCAGCAUAUCCUUCAGUGCCACCGUAGGAGGAGCUGCUCCUCCUGGACUCAUUGCUCCUCUUAGCCCCCGUCUCGCGGAGGAGGAGGAGGAGAAGAACAAGAGGAAGGAGAAGAAGAAGAAGAAGGAGAAGGAGAGGGAAAAGAAGAAUGAGGAGAAGACAAAGAAGAAGAAUGAGGAGGAGAAGGAGAAGAAGAAAAAGAAGGAGAAGAAGAAGAAGAAGGAGGAGGAGAAAGAGAAAGAGGAGGAGGAGCCUCGGAGGCCAAGGAGGAUGAGGGUUGGUCCAACAAUCAGAUACCUGCUGGAGUCAGAGGAGGUGUCACAUGGUCUCUCAGCAGCCAAUCACAGCAGAGUGAGCAUUGCCAUGGUGAAGAAGAGGAGGACGGAGCAUGAGGAGGAGGAGGAGAGGAUGGACACACCGAGAGAAAGGACGGAGUCCCCAGAGGAUGGAGGAGUGGACACAUGUGAGGUGGGUGCUGUCCUCUGCCUGUCCUCUACCUGUCCUUUACCUGUCCUCAGGUGUGUGGUCUGACCUUGUCUAGCUAUGUGUCUCUGCAGCGCAAUUUGUCCGUCCACAGAGGACAAAGUCAAAGGGAGGAGGAACUGGAAGAGGAGGCAGAGCAGGAGGAGACAACACCCCUCCCUCCAGCACCAACCGAGGCCUCUGAUUGGAUGGUAAAUGUAAAGGAUGUAUGUACAAAGAAAAGG
Molecule: messenger RNA, 1162 nt
Organism: Mugil cephalus (flathead mullet)
Lineage: Eukaryota; Metazoa; Chordata; Actinopteri; Mugiliformes; Mugilidae
Exons: 3
Coding region: 126-986 (286 amino acids)
Source: RefSeq, a predicted model, not a curated record